Messenger RNA from Cladocopium goreaui, 930 nucleotides. The record is from the annotation of a GenBank genome assembly. Lineage: Eukaryota; Dinophyceae; Suessiales; Symbiodiniaceae.
AUGGCGCCGGCUUGUGACCCCGUGGCCGCCAUCCUGGCAGCGCCGCACGCUUUCGCGCGCCUGGAGCUGCCCUUGGCGCCCGUGGAGGUGGCCACGGUGCGGAGCCACUACCGACGUCUGGCAUUAGCUGUCCACCCAGACAAGUGCAAGGAUGCGAAAGCCAAAGAAGCUUUCCAAGCCUUGAGCGAGGCCUUUGAACAAUUGUCCUCAGAUGCCGGGCAGGCGCAGCUGCUACGCGCCGCCGGCGCGACGCGGUCUUCGCGAUGCCGGACGGCCACGGCACCGCAGGACGACACCAAGGCGCACUGGUGGGACACGAACACUUGGGAGGAGUUUGAACAACGGCUGCGGCACCGUGAGAGAGCAGAAGCCGCCUUGAACAAGCAGUACUGCGGCAACCUGCGUGUGAAGUUCACCACUCGCAAGGUCCGCGGCUACGUCUUCGCGGCGGAACGCUCGGUGGAACACCUGGACCGACAGAAGGGUCUGCCCGAGAGCUUGCUGUGGCCCCCCGAGUCCACCCAAGCAGCGAGGGACCUGGAGGAAGAAGUGAACCGUGCGCGGCAGACGGAGCUCUAUCCGGGACAGGCCAAUGAGAUGUUACCGGACUAUCGCGAAAGGCUGGAACUGAAUGACCCUGGCUUGGCCCUACAGCGGUUGUUGGAAUUGAUGACACAUUUGCGGACAGUUCACCUUUACUGUCUCUACUGCGGUUGCACCUACGACUCCGGCGAGGACAUGGAGAGGAACUGCCCGGGCGUCACGGAGGAGGAGCACGACGAAGCCAAGUCCAUGGGGCUCAGGGAUUCGGCGACGAGUACAGGGGCAGAAGCGCCGGAAGAGCAACCAGGUGAAGAUCCACUGGAGACAUUUAUGGCGUCCAUAGAUGCGGAGCUGCAGGGGCAGAAGAAGCGGAAGAAGCAUCGAUGA